Molecule: messenger RNA, 5932 nt
Organism: Archocentrus centrarchus (flier cichlid)
Lineage: Eukaryota; Metazoa; Chordata; Actinopteri; Cichliformes; Cichlidae
Gene: slc9a6a
Product: solute carrier family 9 member A6a
Biological process (GO): proton transmembrane transport; sodium ion import across plasma membrane; regulation of intracellular pH
Cellular component (GO): plasma membrane; recycling endosome
Molecular function (GO): sodium:proton antiporter activity; potassium:proton antiporter activity
Source: RefSeq, a predicted model, not a curated record
UUGGUUUCUCUGUUGCUGUCGUCUUUCUGUUACCAACUCCGCUCAGUUUAUGAAUAAUAUUUGCACAAGUUUAUUUUUACCUUCGGCGACGUUGCAGCAUCUGGCCGCCGAAAGCCGAAAUGGUGUUUAAAGUUACUGUCAGCAGUGCCCGGAGGGCAACGAGGACGAUGUGGCUGCUCGUGCUGGUAAGCCUGCCUGUUUGCAUCAGUGUUUGCCGAGCAUCAUCACCUCAGGAAGACAGUGCCAUGGAGAACAUCGUUACAGAGAAAAAGGCUGAGGAGAGCCACAGACAGGACAGUGCGGACCUGCUGAUCUUCAUCCUGCUCCUCACCCUCACCAUCCUGACCAUCUGGUUGUUCAAACAUCGGCGGUUCAGGUUUCUGCACGAAACCGGGCUGGCGAUGAUUUAUGGCUUAAUUGUUGGAGUGAUUUUGCGUUAUGGCAUUCAUGUUCCUCGGGAUGUUAGCAACAUCACCAUGGACUGUCACGUUAAUGCCAGUCCUGCCACUCUGCUGGUCAAUGUCAGUGGCAAGUUCUACGAGUACACAUUGAAAGGGGAGAUCAGUGGCAAUGAGGUGAACGACGUGCAAGAUAAUGAGAUGCUGCGCAAGGUGACCUUUGACCCUGAAGUGUUCUUCAAUAUUCUCCUACCGCCUAUCAUCUUCCAUGCCGGCUACAGCUUGAAAAGGAGACAUUUUUUCCGCAACAUGGGAUCCAUCUGCUAUGCCUUUCUUGGGACAGUCAUUUCCUGUUUCUCCAUCAGGUUGCUGAUGUAUGGCUGUGUGAUGCUGAUGAAACAGGUGGGCCAGCUGAAUGGAGACUUCUUCUUCACUGAUUGCCUGUUUUUUGGAGCCAUUGUCUCUGCCACAGACCCUGUGACAGUCCUGGCUAUCUUCAACGAGCUGCAGGUUGACGCAGAUCUCUAUGCAUUACUGUUCGGAGAGAGUGUGCUUAACGAUGCCGUAGCCGUGGUUCUUACCUCCUCUAUAGUAGCAUAUCAGCCAGGAGACAAUAGCCACACCUUUGAGGUUAUGGCCAUGCUGAAGUCUUUUGGGAUUUUUUUGGGAGUUUUCAGCGGCUCGUUUGCACUGGGAGUGGCCACCGGAGUCGUCACCGCUCUCAUAUCUUUUAUUUUUUUGGUUUUGAGGGAUUUCCAGCUGCUGGAGACUGCUCUGUUCUUCCUCAUGUCGUGGAGCACGUUCUUGCUGGCUGAGGCUUGUGGCUUCACAGGUGUUGUAGCAGUGCUCUUCUGUGGAAUCACACAGGCCCACUACACCUACAAUAACCUGUCUCCUGAGUCUCAGGACAGGACCAAGCAGCUGUUUGAACUUUUAAAUUUCCUGGCAGAGAACUUCAUUUUCUCCUACAUGGGACUGACCCUUUUCACAUUCCAAAACCAUGUCUUCAGUCCGAUGUUCAUCAUUGGAGCUUUCAUAGCAAUAUUCCUAGGAAGAGCUGCUAACAUCUACCCUCUCUCCUUCCUUCUUAAUCUGGGACGACGCAACAAGAUCAGAUCUAACUUCCAGCACAUGAUGAUGUUUGCAGGCCUGCGAGGUGCAAUGACCUUUGCACUGUCCAUCAGGGACACUGCAACAUACGCUCGUCAGAUGAUGUUUUCCACCACUCUGCUUGUGGUCUUCUUUACUGUAUGGAUUGUGGGGGGUGGUACCACUCAGAUGCUGUCCCUGUCAGCGCAUACGAGUGGGAGUGACUCGGAUCAAGAUAACUCUCUCAGUCUCGCUGAAGGCUCAGAGAGAAGAAGCACCAAACAAGAAAGUGCCUGGCUUUUUAGAAUUUGGUACAACUUUGACCACAACUACCUGAAGCCCAUCCUGACUCACAGCGGCCCCCCUCUCACAGCCACGCUCCCUCCCUGCUGCGGCCCCCUCGCCCGCUUCCUCACCAGCCCUCAGGCUUUUGAGAAUGAGGGCCAGCUGAAGGACGACGACUCGGACCUCAUCCUGAGAGAUGGCGACAUCAGCCUCACGUUAUGGCGACAUACAGUCAGUACUGAUGCCAGCGGUUCCCACACUAGCAGCGGCCCUGCCUUUGCCGGCGCUGCCACCUCUGAUGACUUGGACAGAGAGUUGGCAUACGGAGAUAAUGAGCUGGUGAUGAGGGGCACACGCCUGGUGCUGCCCAUGGACGACUCUGAGGCCCCUUUCACAGAGUCCCACCACCGCAUGCGGAUGUGAAAAAGAGUCUUUGAAUACAAACCCAGGAAACCGUCCAACACCAACCUGACCCAAGCCAUUGAGCAAAAGACCAGUACCUGACUCUCAUUCUUUCACUUCUUUGCUUUUAUUUCUUCUAUGCUUGCACUUUGCCUCAUCCUUCUUUCCACAUUUUCUCCACGUAUUCUAUGGGCGCGAAUCAUCUUCUCUACCUCAUUCUCUUUCUGCUUAUUUCCACACCUUUCUGCCAUUACUGUAAUAAAGUCAUAUUUAUUUGCAGGGCUUUUUUUUUUUUUUGGAAAAUCAGUUUUACUUAGCUUAACUUUCUGUGUCACCUUACUGUAGCAUUGCACAGAGAUCUAGCAGCAUGUGUCAGUGUUUAAAUGCAACCACUAGCUAAUUUUGUCAGUGUAAAGUAUAUCUCAAGAGUACUAUAACUUUGAUAUGCAUGCUGAGGAUUGCUAGUUGUUUUCUUUGUAUGGGAGAUUGAGGGCUUUUGUGUUGAAUGUUGCUGCCUUCUCUCUGUGCGUCAGAGGCAAGCUGACCCAGUGGACAACUUUACUGUACAUUUGGUUACAAUCAAGUGCCUGGGAAUUGUCGUUUUUGGCAGCCUAAUACUGGAUUAGCUCGUAGAAGCAGAGCCAAUUCAGUAUGCGCAGUUCAUUCACUUUUCCUUUGUAAAAAAAAAAAAUAGAAAAAAUACUUAAAAACAGACACCUCUGUCCAUAAGGUAGCAAUAUACUUAGUGUGUGUUUGGGCUGUCCAUUUGUGCUAUUUGCUUGUAAAUAGUGUGUAACAAUGUGAUGCCAGUGUUGCAGUGUAACCGGGCAGUGAACAUUGUGGAUCUCUCCCAAUGACCUUUGACUGUGACAUAGAGGGAGACUUAACACCUUAUUUUAGAGGCCAGUGUCGUUCACAGCAGAAAGAAGGGCGUUGUUGUUUGAGAUCCAAAUGAGGAUAAAGUGAGAAAGCUUAGUGCCAUUUCUGUCCAGCAUUUUUACAUUUUAUGAAAUCUGACUGUAGAUGACCCUUAAAGUGUUUUGUAUUCUUUCUGCAACAGAGGUUUUUGUGCUGAAUCACAUCUUUCAUAUCCAUUUUCUAUUAUAUAUUUUCCCACUGAAUUAACCUGAAAGACGCAUCUAGAUAGCUGAAUCUGACGCUAAAGAACCUAUUACAGUCGUAUUAGUACAUUUUUCAAGUGACUGUGCUUAAUAAGAACUAUCUGUAUCUGCUUUUGGUUAGGGCCGCAGACAGCGAUUCAUUCAUCUGCCAGCAGUUGUUUAAUUGAUAAAUUAUUUGGUUUUAAAAUUGACAGUAGUGAACAUUGCACAUCACAGUUGCUCAGACGUUAAGGGGCACUUCAGAAAAAAACUAAUUUAGUUGACUUUUUUUUUUCUUUUAUUCAUCUAGAUUAAUGUGAAAUGAGCAGUAAAGAUCAAAGAUGUCUGCCUUCUCUUUGAUAUAACGCAAAUAAAUUUUCACCCACCUUGUGGUGCGCAAAGCAUCCUACAUAGAAAUGCUUCUUUCGACCUGGUUACUCAAAAUGAAAUCUGCAAAUCAUGUUGUGAGCUGUUUAAUGAAGGAUCUGUUUUCAUGAAACUACAGUACCAGUCAAAAGACUUUGACUGGUACUGUAUAUCCACUGAUGACAAAAAGGAUGCAGCAGGACCGAACCUCGGGUCACAGGUAGAUACACUCUUUCUGUAGUUCAGUAGAAAUGAGAUGUGACCAGUAACCUGGUCAGCGAUAUGCUGCUGAGUUUUUUUUUAAUGGCAUUUUUGGAGGGGGGGCUUUGAGCAUCACAAGGCAAAUGCCAUUUAGAUCCAUCUUAUCCAAAGAAGGCAGGAGACUCUCAAAUCUGGGCUACUGACGCCAAAAAGUAGAUGGAGAAAUGGUACUAUGAAAAUGAUAAUUAUUUGAUUUUUGUGACGAAUUGUACUUUAGGCUGACAUAUUUAAUGGCUUUGUUUGUCUGAUUGGCAGCUGAAAAUGUGAAAGAAGUCUCACAAUCUGAGAAGAUGGAUGUAGAGAAUGUCACCUUUGUUCAACAACACGACCUUAAAUUAUUAAUUUGUUAUCAAAAUGGCCUGCAGAACAAUUAUUUUAUUUACUGAUAGGACAAUUAAUCAAUCAACUGUUAUAGACAUUAAGGUAUACAUUGUGUGUAUGAAUUAUUUGUGAAAGAUGAGCCCAAGGGAUUAUUAUCUAAUCCACAGUGAGCAGAUAUUUUCAUUGGUACCGUGGUGGUUCAUUAGUAUGCAGAGUGCCAGAAUAGUGCAACCACAGUUGUUUAAAUGCUGGAUGUUUCUGUCUGCUGUACACAGUAGAGUUCUUGAUGUCUUAAGGUGAACAUGAACUCAGAGGCACAUAAAACCAGAAGCAUACAAUUUAUUAAAAGGUACUCCUGGCUGGAUGGUUAUAUUUGACUUGUAGCCUUGAGCGUUCACUGUAGAGGCUAUUUUGGUGCAUGGACAAGAAGAACGGAAGGUUUUGUCAGCUCCUUUGGGUGCAGAGUGCAGCAGCUGUUAAUGUGGGUUUAACAGGAAGUGUUGAUAGAAUGUCACCGUGGCAACACUGUGUUGAUCCAGACCGAAGUCAGAAAACAUUCGGUAGCUCAGUUGAACACGGCAGUUUUGUGUUUUGGCCUCUUAGUGACCCAAAGAAAAAGAAGAACUGGGUGGAUGCAAAAUGGAUGUUUGAGCAUGACGAUGGGGUUGAAGCGUGAGAGAGAAUGGGUGACGGAGGCUCGUCUGGCCUUUGUUCAUCUGCGUGUUCAUGUGUCAGGGAUGAUACCGAGGUACAAGGAAGAGAAGGCUUUUAGAUAUCGCUUUUCCUUCCACAGUUAUCUUCUGCUGUGCAGGAAUUUCUCAUUUCUUUUCUUUUAUUUUUUUUACCAGUCAUUCCUCUACACUCCGCAUUAUCUAAAAUAUGAUUUACAGUUUAAUUUUUUUGUUUUUUGUGUAUUUCUGAUUUUUUUAUUUUUUUUUUAAAAAGGAAAGCAAUGAAGAAAAAUGAAUGAUUUGCACUUAUUAAGAAUGUUGUGCUGUUUUAUUGUGUUAUUUUUUUAUGUUUUAUCUUACAGCUGCUUUUAUAUUAUUUACCUUGAAAGGUUGUGGCAAUCUGCAAAUUCAUGUUUUCAUUGUGUUACUUUAUGAAGAAAUAUUCCCACAUUUUUCCAUCUUAUCACUUGACCACUCUGGUACUUUGUAUGUAAGUUGUUGCUUGAAUGCUGUUGCAGUGACUUCUACAGAGCAUGAUUCAUUCAACCACCACUCGUGAUGAACUCUUUUUUUUUUGGGGGGGGGGGGCAAAAAAAAAAGUAAGACAUAUAAUAUAUAAGCAGAAUUGUGUGCCACUGUUUUUUGGCACAUUAAAUGAUGUGAAAUCUGCAAAAGGGAAGAGGUUUUGAUGUUUUCCUACUGCGCUGCCAGUAUGUGUUCUGUCUCUGCUCUCUGAAUGGUGACUUGUGAUAAGCUUUGAUCAUUGGAAAUCUUGUCUGAAGUAGCUGACCAAAGAAGCCUGCUGUGCUCUGUGUUCUCAGACAGUCCACUCUAUACUGCAAACUGUGUGUGUGAAUGUGUUUGCGUGUGUUACUGCCUGCACAUGAAUGUGUGUGUGUCUGUGUGCGCAAGAGAAAUGAGAGAGACGCAUUCUCUCUGUGUUGCAGGUACUGACUGUUUACAUCUGUGUAAAUAUACUCUCUCACCUGUUCAUUUGCGUGCAGCAGUCAAUAAACAGAAGCCUGUGCUUUUGAUUAAA